UCGGGGAAAUUCAUAGUUUGCGUCAGUUAAAGAUGAGCAGGUUAACAGCAGAGUUGACGCUUGACCAAAUUGAUGAGUGGUUCAGCAUUGGAAAGUCAAAGGCAAUAAAGCUUGCAUCCAUUCCAGCUGGGACAUUGCAGGGUCGGCUGCUUGACCCACAAACCGGAAAGGCCUAUGUGCCAGAGAAACCUAAUUUUGACCGCUACUAUCCAGCAUACAAAAGGGAUGGAACACACCAGCCCUUUCCUGAUGACUAUAUUCAGCAGCUGCGAAGGCAAGAGGAGACCCUUGAGAGACUUCCAGGGAUGUCUCAACCAUCAUUCCUCUGGGAAACUUAACAACAGCAUGGAGCAACUUGACAUUGACAGCACUUUUGAUGGCAGCAUUCAAGUUUCCGGUAACACUGUGCCACACAAUGCAACACAUGUCUACGAUUCAUAUAAUUUCCAGCAUCAAUAUGACCCAAAAUUACCCAUCACCCAUCACCGGGAAGAGGUUGUUGCAAAUAUUGAAAGCAACCAGGUGACAAUCAUUCAAGGUUCAACAGGGUCAGGGAAAACAACCCAAGUGCCUCAGUUUAUUUUGGAUCACUAUGCUCAAGAACAGCGCUACUGCAACAUCGUAGUCACGCAGCCAAGGCGCAUUGCUGCUGUUAGUAUUGCCAGGCGUGUCUGCAAAGAAAGAAACUGGGCUUUAGGCACAGUUUGCGGAUAUCAGAUUGGCAUGGAGAGACAAGCAUCAGAAGAUACUCGACUGCUUUAUUGCACCACUGGUGUUCUGAGAGAAAAAUUUCUUGGCAAGAAGAAUAUGCAUGAAUACACCCAUGUCAUACUUGAUGAGGUUCAUGAACGAGAUCAGGAUUCAGAUUUUUUGUUGCUGAUUGUCAAGAAACUGCUGCGUACAAACUCACGGCAUGUAAAGGUUGUGCUAAUGUCAGCCACCAUGAAUUCAGAUGAGUUUGCCAGCUAUUUCUCCCUUCCUGUGCGGGAUGUACUGGAACCUGCCCCUGUGGUCAAUGUGGAAGGACAUGUCUUUACAGUUUCACAGUUCUUUAUUGAUAACCUCACGAAAUUGGGACCGCUUCCACAUUUUGAAGAAUGCUACCCUCAGUUAUAUCCAGAGGUAGUGGAGAUAGCAAAGUGUCUUGUACAGCAACUGGAUAAGCUAGAGGAGAAAGAACAGGGCAUAGAUCCGUCAACUGGGUUUGCUCCUGUCAGGGGAUCGGUUCUGGUCUUUAUUCCAGGAUAUCAGGAGAUAGCAACGAUGUUUGAAACCCUCCAAACCAUCACAGAUAAGCACAGACUGACUGUGAUUCCCCUUCACUCUACAAUCACACUUGAUGAGCAGAGCAGAGUGUUUUUACCACCAGCCAAAGGAUACAGAAAAGUUAUUCUGUCUACAAACAUUGCAGAGAGUUCAAUUACUGUGCCUGACAUUAAAUAUGUGAUUGAUUUCUGCCUGACAAAAAACAUGAUUUGUGACCGCAAUACCAAUUUUACUCACCUGCAGGUUGAGUGGGCAUCUCACUCUAACUGUACACAAAGAAAAGGACGUGCUGGGCGUGUGUCACAUGGCCGCGUGUAUUUCAUGGUGCCUCGUGACUUCUAUGAUAACUGUCUGCCAUCUUUGAGCAUCCCAGAAAUGCAGAGGUGUCCCCUGGAUUUGCUGGUGCUGAAGUCAAAGUUACUGGAGAUGGGAGAGCCAAUUGCUGUCCUCAGUCAGGCUCUCUCACCCCCAGACCUCAAUGACAUUGAAUGUACUAUUCUCAGUCUCAAAGAGGUCGGGGCCCUUUGCAUUCAGUCUGAGGGUACCAUAAAUCGCUAUGAUGGAGACCUUACCUUUAUUGGCCGUGUCUUGGCAGACUUGCCUGUGGAUAUUCGUGUGGGCAAACUGAUGAUCCUUGGCUAUGUGUUUGGCCUUCUGGAGGAAUGCAUUAUCAUUGGAGCUGCUCUUUCACUAAAAAGCUUGUUUUCCAGUCCUUUCCAGAGAAAGUUGGAUGCCUUCAAGCACAAGCUGAGUUGGUCUGACAACUCCCUGAGUGACUGUCUUGCUAUAUUGAAUGCAUACAGAGUAUGGGAGAAAAAGAAACAGCUGAGGGAGUUCCAGCGCACAGGACAAACGGAAAAGGACUGGGGACUGAGCAACUUUAUUCAGAUCAGGAGCAUCAAAGAGGUGAGCGAGCUGGUGAAAGAACUGGAGCAGCGACUUGAGAAGUUUAACCUGCUAAAGGUGCGACCUUAUUCACAACACGAAGCUCAUGCCCAGGAGUCCACUGACAGCCAGAACUUACUGUUGCUGAAGAUAGUCUUGUGUGGUGCUUUUUAUCCCAACUAUUUCCUAAAAAAGACAGUAGAAGAAGAUGAGGCAGUCAAGUGCCUUUCCAACCAUGACCCACUGAACACAGUCAUGGUACGAGGGCUACCAAAUCAAGGUUUGCUGUACAAGGAUCGUCUGGUUCAAAUAUUUUCUGACUGUGGCAAGAACCCAUCAGUUACUGUUGAAGAGUCUCGGGCCUACAUCAGUUUCCCAUGGACAAACACCUCCUGGAAAAAACAAAAUGGUGUGCAUCCUGCAGUAUACACAGCUAUUAAGAAAAGACAUCUUCGAAUACCUAUGGUACUAGACAGUUAUGAUGCAGUGGAAGUGAACAAAAUGAUGAAAGUUUUGGUUGAGGCACAAGAACAAGCAGCUUCCCAAGGCCUGCUUCGUACCAACAGGAUGGCAGCUGCAGAUUCUGUCUUGCCAUCAGAGAACAUCGCUGUGAUUCCCCACCCAAUAGCUGUGCCAGAACCAUCAAUGAGUGUCCUAGAGAUUUUGAUCACUGAGGUUGUGGAAUUUGGACAUUUCUUUGCCCAGUGCAUGGAAACCAACAGUGUACAAAACUUGAAGAUGCUGUUGGAGAUGCUGAAUAGCCCAGGCAGUCAGUUACAGAAUCUGCAGCAAAGACCAUUUUUGGGCAUGCUGUGUGCUGCCCCUUACUUGGAUGAGGAAGAGUUAUUUUACCGUGCACGUGUGGAGGAGCUGGUGGAUGAUUUGGUUCAGACCAGGAAUGGCAGUCGCAGAAUGACUUGCGCAAAGGUUUUCUUUGUGGACUUUGGAAAUACAGAAAAGAUCCCCCUUGACAGACUAUGCCGUUUGCCUCCUGAAGCAAUGAACAUACCAGCUGUGGCUUUUGAGUGUGAGCUGAUAGAAAUCCGACCAUCUAUUAUCAGAUGUACAGAAGGGAAGUGGUCUCAUGAGGCCAAUCUAGCAUUUCGCAGCAUGGUGAUCAACAAAAAAUUCCUUGUGCAGGUUUAUUCUGUUGUGGCCAAUGUGGUUCGUUUGAAGAUGUUUGAGCGACUGCCAAAUGGAAGGGAAAUUGUUGUCAAUGAACAGUUGGUCAACCUUCAGUUUGCUGACAAAGCUGAGGAACCAUACCUGUCAAAGAAAGACCAUGAGUGGCGAGAGAUGCAGCUUUCAGAAGCCAGGAAGACCACAAGUCCAAUGUCUUCUACCAUGGCCACACAGCCGAUGUUGCGCUUGGAGGUGAAACAGCCCCCAUCGAAUGCCUGUCGCAAAGGCAGAAAGUUUCAUCUUUCUGGCCCAAUGAAUCCUUUGGAAAUGGAGUUCUACAGCAUGACUCAGACUGGUGGAUUUAGAUCUGUGAGGGUGGACCCAGAGAGUGUGAACUCUGCAGCUGUUGACAAUGAGCCGCAGAACCGACACAGUCGCUUGAUGGUGGCAGCUUUUGUAGGUCUAAAUCCUGAUGGAGAUGUGCUGGUGGCAAGGGACACAACCAUAAUGCCACAGAUUCCUGGGCUGCCAGCUUUAGUCUGCCUACUCUUCACACCUACUGCAGAACUAAGGACUGACAGAAAGAAGCAGUACUAUAUUGGUGCACUUUGUGGCUUGGGCUUCAACCCUGAGGACAGAAACCUUCCAUUGCUUCCAGACACAGACAUAGAAGUUACUUUUGAUGUCAGAAUUGAUGAUGAUGAUAUACAAUUGAUCAACCAUGUGCGGCAUGUGAUAAAUAUGGCACUAGGAUCUCGAAGCAAGACAGCUGAGUGGGGGUCUGAAGCAGUGGCUUCCCUCAUACAGCUGCCAUCUAGAGAAAAGCUACUGAGACUCCUACAACGCCGGCGAGAACCCUUGGAGCCACAUUAUUUCCAUAAAUCACACAUAUGGAAUCAGAUCCAUUCAGACGACAUGAUAUACAUGGAGGAGAAUCCAGAUUCUGAUUUCUUGACACUGCUGCAGCUUCACUCAAUGAUAGAGUUGCAGCAACCUGAAGCCCAAAUACCAGCUGAUUUUUGGAAUCACAUUCAACAGCACAUCAGAUACCUGCAUAGGGUGGCCAAAAGAGAAGUAGUUGUGAGGGAUUCAGUCAAGUGUGAGCUCUGUAACAUGGUGAUCGACACACCACACCUGCUGGAGGUCCACCUUCAAACCCAGAGACACAUCAAAAGGGAGGAGAGAGUCAAACAAGCUUUGUGAUAGCUUUAAUAUGGAUGUUCUUCGCCAUUCUUGGACCGUUAUUUGAAAGUGUAGAGACAACUAAGACAGCAUCUUCCUCUAACUGUUGUAGACAGCAGUGUCAAACAGUGUGGAGUCGUCCCACGUGGAAAUUGCAGCGUCAGCAUUUGUAGGGACAAGAAAACUGAAGCCUUAGUUUUGAGGAAGUUAAUCUCACUUUAUUUUUGUGUUUUUCAAAUCUGGAAAGUGAACAGCAAGAAUAAUAAAUUUGGAAAUCUUUUUAAGCAUUUGUGUUAUGUCACAAGUUUGAUCCUUUCUGCAUAAGUACUGCACAGUCGUCCCUACAGACAUGGUGGUGGACAGCUUGUUCGCGUGCCAAGGAAUGGCUGACUGCAAGUGGAGGACUUUGAGCAGAAGCCAUAGGUGUCGGUCAUUUGUCUUUUGCGAUCAGUCGACACGCGACGAUGCGGCAGGAGCUAACAAUAAAGAUGUUACUUUUUAA
Molecule: messenger RNA, 4957 nt
Organism: Pomacea canaliculata
Lineage: Eukaryota; Metazoa; Mollusca; Gastropoda; Architaenioglossa; Ampullariidae
Product: ATP-dependent RNA helicase TDRD9-like
Cellular component (GO): intracellular anatomical structure
Molecular function (GO): ATP binding; RNA binding
Source: RefSeq, a predicted model, not a curated record